ACCCCAGGCCCGUCCUGGGCGGUCGGGGCUGCCGGAGAGGCCCCACGGCGGCGUUUGAGGCCCGGAGAAGGGGCUGUAAAGGGGCCUGAGGAGGGAGGGCCCUGCCAGAGACCGGGGCUGGGAGGUGUCGUUAAUUCACUUUCCCAAAAGGCUGGUUUGCAAAUGGAGAAUUCUGGCCCCUCGAGGAGUGAGGCAGUGAUGGCGGACUGCUACACAGAGCUGGAGAAGGCGGUGGUAGUUCUGGUGGAAAACUUCUACAAAUACGUGUCUAAGUACAGCCUGGUCAAGAACAAGAUCAGCAAGAGCAGCUUCCGAAAGAUGCUUCAGCACGAGCUCAACCACAUGCUGACGGACACGGGGAACCGAAAGGCUGCUGACAAGCUCAUCCAGAACCUGGACGCCAACCACGAUGGACGCAUCAGCUUUGACGAGUACUGGACCUUGAUAGGAGGCAUCACCAGCCCCAUCGCCAACCUCAUCCGCGAGCAGGAGCAGCAGAGCAGCAGCUAAAGACCCCCCACCGUCCCCUCAUGGCACUGCCCCCAUGCCCGGCCCCUCGUGCUCUUCCCAGCCUCCUGCCCAUCCAGGCCCUGCCCUCACUUCUCCCUCCAGACCUUCUGUUGAUCAUUGCUGAACAGGGGGAGGGGGGAUGUCAGGGCCUCUUUGUGAGCAUAUCUCAGUCUGGGGGUGCCUACCUCAGGGUCUCAGUCCCUGGAGCCAGCAGACGCUGGGCAUCCAGGCCCUCAGUGCUGUUUGGGUAACCCGAGUUUCCUCAGUCCAUCUACCCUGCCAACAUCUGACGUUCCUGCCUAAUUCUGAGUCUCUCUUGACCUCUGGAGGUCAGCUCGCUGCUCCAGGUCUUCCCGCUCCUGGCAUAAGCACCAGAGACAUCUCCCCUUCCCCUCAGCCCCUGGGCUGGGAAAGGACUUUCUGGGACUGCCCUCCAGCUAGCUGCCUCUGGGUCUGGGAAGAGAUAAGCAGGGUUGAGCCCUCUCCCUCCUCCUCAGCCCCUGAAGCAUGGCAAUAAAGGCUGGAUUUGAAAUUUGUGUCCCCCUCA
Messenger RNA from Myotis brandtii (Brandt's bat), 1057 nucleotides. RefSeq names its product S100 calcium binding protein A16 (gene S100A16). Gene Ontology annotation, molecular function: calcium ion binding. The transcript has 3 exons. Bases 163 to 510 code for a protein of 115 amino acids. The record is from RefSeq and is a predicted model, not a curated record. Gene Ontology annotation, cellular component: perinuclear region of cytoplasm; nucleus. Lineage: Eukaryota; Metazoa; Chordata; Mammalia; Chiroptera; Vespertilionidae.